AUGGUUAUUACCGAUGAACGGCAGGAAAACGCGUCCAAAAAAACUUUAUAUUCGGACGAAAAGCGCGAUAUAAAUGAGUACAGCUCAGAAGGAUUAAAAAAUUGGUCGGGAAAUGAAAAUAAGGCCAAGCAACAUUCCGAACACACUUUCGCGCUGAAUAGCGACAUGCCAAAAUUAAUGGAUGUGACAAUCACCGCCAUGGUACAGUCCACUUUGGAUGAUAUUAUUGAUCAAGCGAUGUGCGAAGAAUCGCGUUCUCAACAAGAGGUCGGUUCGUGUAGCAUCGUGGGAGAAGCCUACGAUCAUCACAUGGAAGAGUACAAGUAUGCGCCAGACAAAGCGUCAAAAAUGACAUUCGAAGAAAACAAUCAAGUAUCAAAACUCAUGCAGAAUCGAAACAUGAUGAUGUCGGAAGGAGAACCUCUACUAAGGGGGAAUGAAGUUCCGGACGAGUUACAUGGAGAUACGUGCCAAAGCACAAAGGAUGAUCACACCAGUGUCAAAUUAAUGGAAGCGGGAGCCGACGUUCUGCACUCAAAUGGACUUAAUCUGCUUGCCGAGGUCGCUUUGGCGGAUGCUGAAAUUAAUGCGUCAACUGUUGACUAUCAAGGGUCCCUUAAUUCGAACGAACAGGCCUCCGAAUAUGAUAUCUAUGACGAGUACGAGGUGUUAAAAUGCGGAGAGGAGGAGGGAGAUUCAAGAGAUUCUCCCUGCAUUGAAAAUCAGGGUCAAAAAUCUUUUCACGAAUUUAAUUAUUGUGGCGCAUGCAUGGAAAAAGAAACGGUAGUUAUUGAAGAUUAUUCAAGUGAUUUUCUGUCCAACUCAUAUCUCCAGGUUGCAACAGAUCAACUUUUACGAUUCGAUUUGUUUCCCAAAGUUAAAUCGUAUAUCACUUUCCUAAUCAGAAGCGUUCUUUUGUGGAUAUUUAUUAAGGAAGUGACAACGAUCAACUCAAUAUUUCUUAUGCCCUCUUCGAAGCAGACUGAAAUCAAUAAUACUAAAAUGACAAGCCUCGGAAUAGAUUCAAAUAAAGAAUUAGACAACAUGGGUGAAUUAAAUGAAACAAUUGAAUCGGAAGAAUCGUUUGAUAGUAAAGUGGCCUUGACAGUUGACACAUCAUCCUCAAAAAAAGCAGUUGAUAUGGAUUAUGAACCGACAGUCAAUGAUUCUGCGCGAUUGGAUGACUCCGAAAGACGCGCGUCAGAUACGGAUGAAGUUAUCCCAGAGAAUGUAUCUCAGGACAAUCGAGAUAUUGAUUUUACGCCUGAAGAGGAAGAAUUACAAGAACCCUUUAGGGAAAAUACAGAGAAUUCCGUCGCAAAUGAUGAAAACUUUCAUAAUCUCAAAGGAGAGGAUAAUAUACAGGAAUAUUCUAGCGAUAAUACAAAAAACUGUGUAUCAAAUGACCAAGAUAUCUUGUGUCUUAUUCAUCGUCCCGACGAGGAAAAUAAAUUAAAAGAACCGCACAAGCAAGAUUCAUUAAAAGGUGAAGAUGACGAUAGUUUGUGCUCAACAACCACCAAGAUACCUCAAGGACGAAGAAUCGUUACUCGUAGCAUCUCAUCGUUGUCGAAGGGUGCGACCAGUAAUAUGAGUCUUGAAGAAAAAAAACGAUUGUUGACUGAAGUACGUCAAAAGAAGAUGACGCUAAAAAGUAGUCUUCUGAAGAGUAAUUUGGGAAAGAUAACUAAGGAGAACACCGAACGAAACAAAGAAUACAGAUGUGAACUCAAUGUUGUGGUGGUACAUAAAGAUGAACCUAAACCACCUAGUCCAACUUCGAAAAUGCAAGAAAAUAUGAGAGGCGAAAGGGAAACAACAACAUCGCGACUAAUCAGAAACAAUAAAUCAGCGACAACUUCCCAUAUACCAGUGUUAAAAUCACGUGGCGUGCAAAAAGAGAAUAAUGGAGGGGAAGUAGAAAAAUAUGUGCGUUGGGAUGAGAACCUAUUGCAGAUUUCUUCACCUCAAGUAAAGUCUUCACCUUCCGAAGCAAAGCAGAAGCCCAUACCAAAAUCAUGCCUAAAGCCCACGAAUCCUGCUACAGAUUCUCUUGGUAACAUUCUUAACGCUAACGAAAGUUUAACCCCUACAGUGAAGAGGGGAGUCAAAGUGACGAUAAAACAAAUUAAAUACCGAGACGAAUAUUAG
Molecule: messenger RNA, 2151 nt
Organism: Acaulospora morrowiae
Lineage: Eukaryota; Fungi; Glomeromycota; Glomeromycetes; Diversisporales; Acaulosporaceae
Source: the annotation of a GenBank genome assembly